CCCGGGCUCCCGGGACUGCAGUCGUCCGCCGGACCCGUGCGAUGGGCUCCGAGGCGGCGCGGCUGCUGGAAGCUGCAGACUUCGCGGCUCGCAAGCACCGAUGGCAACGGCGGAAGGACCCCGAAGGGACCCCCUACAUCAACCACCCUAUCGGUGUGGCUCGGAUCCUGACCCAUGAGGCGGGAAUCACUGACAUUGUGGUGUUGCAGGCAGCCCUGCUCCAUGACACCGUGGAGGACACGGACACCACCCUGGAUGAGGUGGAGCUGCACUUCGGGGCGCAAGUGCGCCGUCUGGUGGAGGAGGUGACGGAUGACAAGACUCUGCCCAAGCUGGAGAGAAAGCGGCUGCAGGUGGAGCAGGCGCCCCACAGCAGCCCGGGGGCGAAACUGGUGAAGCUGGCAGACAAACUGUACAAUCUGAGGGACCUGAAUCGCUGCACCCCAGAGGGAUGGUCCGAACAGAGAGUCCAGGAAUACUUCGAGUGGGCAGCACAGGUGGUGAAGGGGCUUCAGGGAACAAACCGGCAGCUGGAAGAGGCUCUCAAGCAGCUGCUUAAGGAGCGGGGGCUGACACUCUGAGCGGUGCUUGGAGCCACCAGGUGGCACAGGCUCCAGCCUUACUCAGGCAGGAGAGGAUUCAUACUCCAGCCCUUCCGUGCCGCCCCUGCUCCCUUCCUGGUUCACUCAGCCCAGAUAUUAGGGGCCAAAACACUUGUUUUUUUUCCGCCUGCCGAAGAUUUCCUGCCAACUAAGCUGAACCCUGGAUUGUGGGAAUCAGAUGCACCCCACCCAUUUCUAGUGCAUUCACUGCCUUUCUCCCUUGGGUCUGUUUGCGAUUUUGCAUGGUGGAGUCUCUGGCCCCUCAGGGAUUUGGGCUUAUAUAAGCCCUAGUUCAUAAGUCAUUAUGGAAAAUAAAGUAUUUGAGGUGAAGAUUUAA
This is a messenger RNA of Equus quagga, 939 nucleotides long. It is a transcript of the gene HDDC3, whose product is annotated as HD domain containing 3. NCBI's taxonomy places the organism in Eukaryota, Metazoa, Chordata, Mammalia, Perissodactyla, Equidae. The coding region runs from base 42 to 581 and encodes 179 amino acids. The transcript is spliced from 4 exons. Gene Ontology annotation, molecular function: guanosine-3',5'-bis(diphosphate) 3'-diphosphatase activity. The record is from RefSeq and is a predicted model, not a curated record.